This is a messenger RNA of Pieris macdunnoughi, 228 nucleotides long. The record is from the annotation of a GenBank genome assembly. NCBI's taxonomy places the organism in Eukaryota, Metazoa, Arthropoda, Insecta, Lepidoptera, Pieridae.
AUGACAAGAGGCUCAACCAUUUGUCUCUCUCAUGACAACUUUGAAAAACCAUAUUAUAACCGGGAGAAUGGAGGUAAGAGACCGGGGGACGCAGACCAACCCGAUGGACAGGUAUCACAAAACCUGGACACUAAGGUCUCUGACGCCAUUAACCUAGCUACAGAUCGUCAGAGAUGGGAACAGCCAUGCAAUCUGCCACUACGGGAACGGGAACAUGACGACACUUAG